GGCGUGUCUUUACUUUCGCUGAUGGGUUGUGGAAGCCGCGCGGGGAAUCCGGGAUGAAUGAAUGAAUGAAUGGGUGGUGGUCUUCGCUGUCCGUCUCUUUCUCUCUUCCUUAUUUUAACUACUACUUACUACUUCCUCCCCCUCAGCUCAGCUCAGCUCAGCUCUUCCAACUCCCACUCCCACUCCCUCUCUCCCAGUCCCCAUCUCACUCUCACUUACUUCGAUACCUCUCUCUCUCUAUAUACUUCUAGACCUAGACUUUUAUGCUCUUACUUUCUCCCUUCCUUUGCUCCCCUCUCUCAUGGUCAGUGCUGCUCUCCACUUCCUCCUUCGCGAUGUCUGGAUCCAAUCCUUUCCGCCCUAGGCAGCCCGCGAGUGAGUCUCUUCCGACGGUUCCGGAUUGCUUUCAUGCAUUCAUUCAUCGCAGCCUGGGCGAGGCACAUCUUCAUCCAUUGACUUUUGACUGUUUGACUGUUCGAGUGAUUGUUGUUGUUACUGACUCAACGGCAUCUUAGACACUACUUUCCCCUCUCACUCCAAGACAGUCUCAAUUCCCUACAGUCCAG
Molecule: messenger RNA, 566 nt
Organism: Aspergillus aculeatus ATCC 16872
Lineage: Eukaryota; Fungi; Ascomycota; Eurotiomycetes; Eurotiales; Aspergillaceae
Exons: 1
Coding region: 264-515 (83 amino acids)
Source: RefSeq, a predicted model, not a curated record